AAAGGAAGUCGGUUAUAUCAUAUUUCUUGUUUCGUACUCCAUUCUUUCUCUCCUCUCUACUGUAUCAACUUCCAUAGCUUUUUCUCCACUUCCAACAAUGGCAACACCAAUGGUUCUCGAUCCAAAACCCUUACCGGAGGCACCAUCGACCCGACCCGACCCAUAUAUACAGGACGUUCUUUCCGACGGCGAAGAUGACCUCUACGCCCGCCUAAAAUCUCUUCAACGGCAGCUGGAAUUCAUCGAGAUCCAAGAGGAAUAUGUGAAGGACGAGCUGAAAAAUCUCCGGCGAGAACACUUACGGGCACAGGAAGAAGUCAAACGGAUUCAAUCGGUGCCGUUAGUAAUCGGUCAGUUCAUGGAGAUGAUUGAUACGAAUAACGCUAUUGUGGGCUCCACUACGGGAUCUAAUUACUACGUUAGAAUACUCAGCACUAUUAAUCGGGAGCUACUUAAACCCUCGGCUUCUGUGGCCUUGCAUCGUCACUCGAAUGCGCUUGUUGAUGUUUUACCUCCUGAGGCUGAUUCGAGUAUUUCUCUGCUUAGCCAAUCGGAGAAACCUGAUGUUACCUAUAGUGAUAUUGGAGGAUGUGACAUACAAAAGCAGGAAAUCCGUGAGGCUGUUGAGUUACCUCUGACUCAUCACGAGUUGUACAAGCAGAUUGGUAUAGAUCCUCCCCGUGGUGUCUUGCUUUAUGGUCCACCAGGUACCGGGAAAACUAUGCUUGCAAAGGCUGUCGCUCAUCACACUACUGCUGCCUUCAUAAGGGUUGUUGGCUCAGAAUUUGUUCAGAAGUACUUGGGUGAGGGUCCUCGAAUGGUUCGUGAUGUCUUUCGCCUUGCCAAAGAAAAUGCUCCUGCAAUUAUAUUUAUUGAUGAGGUAGAUGCAAUUGCAACUGCCAGGUUUGAUGCUCAGACUGGAGCUGAUAGGGAGGUCCAGCGUAUCCUCAUGGAGUUGCUGAAUCAGAUGGAUGGAUUUGACCAGACCGUGAAUGUGAAAGUUAUUAUGGCAACUAAUAGAGCUGAUACUUUGGAUCCUGCACUUUUGCGUCCUGGAAGGCUUGAUCGGAAGAUUGAAUUUCCUUUGCCUGAUAGGCGUCAAAAGAGGCUUGUUUUUCAGGUCUGCACUGCUAAGAUGAACUUAGGUGAUGAGGUCGACUUGGAAGAUUAUGUUUCUCGCCCUGAUAAAAUUAGUGCUGCUGAGAUUUCAGCUAUUUGUCAGGAAGCAGGUAUGCAUGCAGUGCGAAAGAAUCGAUAUGUCAUACUCCCCAAGGACUUUGAAAAGGGCUACAGGACCAAUGUGAAGAAGCCUGACACUGACUUUGAAUUCUACAAGUGAUUUGUAAAAUUAGUUUAAGAGAUCGACUUUGUACGCUCCUGUGAAGAUCUUCUAACUGAAGUUAUAAUUGUACUGCUAACUUUUCAAACAUCUAAUGGCUUGUACCUUCUUCGUUCAGUCAUUUGUUCGUUCAUGAAGUGUUAACAAGCCGUCUGGAUCGAUUUGACA
Messenger RNA from Nicotiana tabacum (common tobacco), 1507 nucleotides. Its product is annotated as 26S proteasome regulatory subunit 6B homolog. The record is from RefSeq and is a predicted model, not a curated record. Lineage: Eukaryota; Viridiplantae; Streptophyta; Magnoliopsida; Solanales; Solanaceae. Gene Ontology annotation, molecular function: ATP hydrolysis activity; ATP binding.